AUGAUGAUUACUUCCUCGUUAUGCCACACUUUGAAUCUCACGGUUAUGACUAUUAAACAAGAGAAAAGCUUUGAAGGUUCAAAGGUUGUAAAAGCAAAUAUUGGUUCGCUGAUUUCUCUUUUGAAACCUUUUCUAACAACGAACCAUCAAAUAAAAGUUUCAGACAACGAAAUGUCUGCUGCUUGA
Messenger RNA from Caenorhabditis briggsae, 186 nucleotides. NCBI's taxonomy places the organism in Eukaryota, Metazoa, Nematoda, Chromadorea, Rhabditida, Rhabditidae. The coding region runs from base 1 to 186 and encodes 61 amino acids. The record is from RefSeq and is a predicted model, not a curated record. The transcript has a single exon.